Messenger RNA from Paracoccidioides brasiliensis Pb18, 735 nucleotides. RefSeq lists its product as uncharacterized. The record is from RefSeq and is a predicted model, not a curated record. The coding region runs from base 1 to 735 and encodes 244 amino acids. Gene Ontology annotation, molecular function: glyoxalase III activity. The transcript has a single exon.
AUGUCUUCUCUCCCGCGGAAAGCCUUGAUCGCCGUAAGCGGUGCCAAUCCCCCGUUCUAUCUGGAUGGGAGAAAAACAGGACUUUCUUUUCCAGAAGCCCUACUUCCGUACAACAUGCUUGUAGGAGCAGGUUUUGAAAUCGAUAUCGCAUCAGAGACAGGUUCAUUUGCCUAUGAUGAUCAUUCCUUAGAGCCGCAUCAUCUAUCCCGCGAAGACCAGAGGAUUCUUCGCAACUCCAGCUAUUCCUUCCAUGAGAAAAUCAAUCAGCAGUUAUUCAAAGCUGGAGAUUUGGCACCACACGACUAUGGGCUUUUCUUCGCAGCUGGAGGUCAUGGCGCCAUGUAUGACUUCCCACACGCCCACCAUCUGCAGGCUAUUGCCGAAGACAUUUACAACCGUGGCGGAGUGGUCGGUGCCGUGGACCAAGCCCCGGUUAUUCUAGCAGGAAUGCAUACCCCGGAGGGCGAUCCGAUUUUGAAGGACAAAGAAAUCACAGGCUUCACGACGAAGGGCGAAGUUGAGCUCAAGGUUAUUGAUAAAAUCAGAGACGAUGGACUCAGAACGGUGGAGGAGAUGGCUCAGGCUGUCAACGCUCAUUACUUGCCACCUUCAGAAAAUUUCGAUGACUUCAGUCAUAUCGAUUCGAGGAUUGUAACUGGCGCCAACGCAACAAGUACUAGAAGCACUGUGAAAAAUGCUAUCAAAGUGUUUGAAGGGGUUGUUGGUGAUUACUGA